Molecule: messenger RNA, 990 nt
Organism: Pleurotus ostreatus (oyster mushroom)
Lineage: Eukaryota; Fungi; Basidiomycota; Agaricomycetes; Agaricales; Pleurotaceae
Exons: 6
Coding region: 1-990 (329 amino acids)
Source: RefSeq, a predicted model, not a curated record
AUGUCCAACUUGCCAUUGGAAGCCAUGCCUACAUCACGAUCAACAAGACCACGUUGGCGCGAUAAUUGUGUCGCCCGUGUCCACUCCGUUUGCCCCCAUGGCGCAUUCUGCCUCCUCGGAAACCACGCCAUGGCUAAUGGCGUGGAAUACACUCAGCUUGUCCCAAGAGCGCUCUCCUCAAACAAUAAACUCAUGAACAAGCUGGAGCGGUACUGGGGCAUGACGCGCCGCACUCUCAAUCUGGAUACUCGUUACAAUGUGUUCCCAUGCAGUAGCGGACUGCAUGUGUCGCAUGAUGCAUCUGAAUGGGGCCUGCUGCCUUUGGACAAUAUAGAUGGCCAUUUCUUGUACCGAUUUCUCCCUCUCCGCAAUAUGGAGACUGCCACUAUUACCCGCUACCUCCGUGUACCCACUGCAGAGGAUCCCCCACUGCGCCCUGAAGAUGUUGUAAAUCACUUCUUCCCUUUUGACUCCAUUCCACCUUUGAAGUCCCAUAUUCACCCCAAGUUCGCCAUUUUCGAGCUUGGACUUCAAGUCUUGCACUUGCCCUUAGAUGUGUACCGCUCACUGCUUACCACUACUCCAAUUAUAUCCUCCGUUCUUGACAUCUAUUAUGCUUGGACCAGGACUCCUCCCACUCGAUUUCUGGAGGACACAGUCAAGGAUGAUGAAUCGGGAGGCGAUGACGACGAUCCCAACGACGAAGACUGGAGUGAGGCUUCAACCAUUCAACGCCGAAUCAGCAAGCGCAAGUGCAAAACACCUACGCCACCUUCCCCCUCAGCUCGCCCAAAGAGGUCCCGCCCCAUGGGCGGCACCCUCCGUGCGAUACGUAGCUGUAUUCCUCUCAGCAAUCCGCCUCUGCGCAUCAAGGAGUGGGUCCACGGGACACAGCUGGCACUCGAUGCAGCAAACAGCAGGAAGUUGCUCAGUAACAGGAGAUGCCUGGAUGGGGAGAAGCCUACUACCAAGAAGCGCAAGAUCUCAUAA